Molecule: messenger RNA, 1950 nt
Organism: Rhopalosiphum padi (bird cherry-oat aphid)
Lineage: Eukaryota; Metazoa; Arthropoda; Insecta; Hemiptera; Aphididae
Exons: 6
Coding region: 377-883 (168 amino acids)
Source: RefSeq, a predicted model, not a curated record
CGCCACCGCGUACUUCAUCAUAACUCGCCCCCCAUUCAUCAAGUCACCCAUCGCCAUUGCAGGCUUGCAGCUGCUGUACUCGCUGUAGUUGCCUCGCGAUUCGCCCAAGCGCCCUCGUCUGUCCUGUCCCUCACCGUGUGAACGUCCGUCUUCACCGACCGUUUCUCUCUUUUCUCUUUAGUCGUUUCAGUGUAGUGUGUCGUACUGGUGCUCAUCGCCCAUUUCUGUCUACGCAUCGUUGUCCGACAUUCGUCAGUUUCGACUUUCACUCGUUUGCUACUUUCCGUUUUAUUAUUUUUUUUUAAUAACAAAUAAUAUUACAUUAUUCGUUCACGCGUUUGUCCCACAGGUUGACUGUGAACAGAAAUCAUAUACUAUGGCAAUCAAAGGAUUAACGCUGUUGGUGGUGGCUUUUGCGUUCUGCAACUGUGUGGUUAAGGGAUCAAGUGAUUGUACUUUGCCUUGGUUAGUGGAUAACAAUCCAUUUAUUUCUAAGGUUGAAUCUUUUUCUGUCAAUAGAUGUCCUACACCUAUUAUUGGGGAUCAAACUAAAGAAUAUUGCUGUUAUAAUACUGACGGAAAGGUUGAAUGUUGCAAUUUUCAAGAAUUUAUGCUUUUCGGAUUGAUUUGUCUCAUUCCGAUUCUUAUUGUCUUGCUGAUUCUUUCAUCUAUUCUCAGUUGCAUAUGUUGUUUAUUGUGCCCAUGUUGCGCUAUUUACAAACGUAGGCAAUCUGGCAGGGUACUUGUUCAACCGCUUUCAACCAAUUGUGUCAUUAUAGAAGGUAUGCCAUCUAUAAUAUCCAGUCAUGGAUCCUAUUAUGCUUCAGCUUCAGCAGGUUCUACACCUUUAAUACCUAAUGAGUACCCUAAACAAUACUAUUAGUUAAAAUAUUUAACUAAUAAAAUUAAUUUAUUAAUAUUAUGUAUGAUUUUAUAGUAUGUUAAGUAUCUGAUAAAUUUACUAAAAAUAUGUUAAGUAAUUUAGAUGUAAAUGAAUUUAAAAAUGAAUAAUACAUGUUGACAUUAUGUUUAUUUAAAAAAAAAUACAUUUAUUAACUGUAAAACUUCAAAUGCAUUUUUCAUGAUUUUGAAUCUAAUAUUGUGUAAAGCAGGGGUCGCCAACCAGUCGAUUGUUAAAAAAUUAAUUUUACCAUUAUCGGUCGAUCGCGUAAUAAAUAAUCGGUUAAUGUUGACUGCUAUAUUGUAUUCUAGGAAUUUACCAUAAUGCCUCGGCUACAAUAAAUAGUCAGAAUUAUUGUCAGUUUCAGUUUUUAACUCGACUGUCAAUUUAUUAGUGGUCACGUGCAAAUGUGCACCUUUUUUCAGACCUUUUUUUUUUUUUUGCUCAUAAAACAAAUCUCUUCCUAAAGACCUAAAUUCUCCUAGAUGUCGAUCACCUGGGACUAAAAAUUUCAAAUGUAGCUCACUUGUUUGAAAAGAUUGGCGACCCCUGGUGUAAAGUAUUAUUUAUUAUUACAUAUUAUAUAAUAUUUUAUCUAAAUUGAUAUUUUUGCAAUUAUGGAUAACUAUAUAUCUAAAUUUAGUUUUUUAUUAAGAUAUUUUUUUUACACAAUCAAAUAUAAAUGUAUUCAUUUAAAAUAAGUUAAUAAGCUUCUGACAGUUAUGUAUAUUUCUUUUUUAUAUAUUUAAAUUAUUUAUAUUAAAUACAUAUAAUGUUAAGCACAAAUAUGUUUUUAUUUACAUUCUUUUAUUACUGUAUCAAUUUAAUAAUUUAAUAUUAUAAACUUUUUCAGUUUAAACUUUUAUAAUAUUUAAUUAAAACCGGUGCCAAAUGCAUUUAAAAUAAUAGUCUGGAUGUCAAUUAAUUUAUUUUGCUACAUUAGUUUUUAACAUAAUUGUUUUUUUUUAUUACACUUUUUAAUUGGUUGAUUAUGUAAAACUUUUUAUGCUGUUUUAUUGAGAAUAAACAUUAUAAUGUCUGAUACCAUA